UUAGCAAGCUAAGUGCAGUUAAAUUCGUGGCAAAUUCCCUGUACUGCUUUGUUAAACGUCGGCUCGGCCCACUUUCUUUGUUGCGCAUGAGAGCGUUUAUGUUGCCGCCGGCUGUGCACACGGCCCGAUUUUUUUUUUGCUGCUCUCUUUCUGUUCAGUCGAUCUGACAAUCUGAUACGUUUCAGUUUGCCGAUUUAAUCCUCUGCUGUUUUCGUUUAUCCGCUGUUUUCGUUAUCCUGCUUUCGAGAUUUUUCAUUCGGUUUACAAUUCAGAUUUUUUAUUUCGUUUGUGAAAUCCAUUAACGAUGCCUCCAUCCACGAGGAGCAAGAAGACAGCCAAGAAUCCGCGUCGUGCCACUGGAAAACCUCGUGGCACAGCGCCCACGAAGCGCUUGAAGAGCGUCAUCGUUCGCCCUGAGCCAGCGGAAGUUCAGUUAUUGGAGCCCACCCUUCAGUCCAUUUUUCAGCAGCAGCAAAAGCACCAACAGCAGAUGGACUCGUUGAUUGCCAUUGUGAGAAACCAGCCACCGCAGGCUGCCCGGCCGCUUUCGCCCUCAUCUAAUUUGCGGAUCCAGCUUGGUGACGACUUCGGGAGAAUCGUGCACCAGGUGGACUCCCCGAGCAAGGCAGACAAUGGAAAAGAGACGAAGCGUCGGAAGCGAGCAAAGCCGUUUCCGUCGGUUAGCGCCACAGGCGGAGCAACUGCCGGUGGACUGUCCCGACAUCUUCCCGGACCUCAAGGCAGCCUUCUGCAAUCCCCAGAGCUGAACGAAUUGCUGCAGGCUCAUAUCGCUGAGUCUACUCGGGCAACGUACAACACUGCCUUCAACCAGUUCAAACAGUACUGUGCGGCUAAAUCGCAGCCAUCCCUGCCGGCUACGCCGGGAACUGUUGCGGAAUUUGUAGCGAAAUUAUAUGCAGAUGGUAAAUGCUAUCGGACGGCCACGGUUUACCUCGCCGGCAUCCGGAAUCAUCACCGUGAAGUGAACGCAGUUAAUCCCACAGACAACGACAUCGUUUACCGCGCUCUUGAAGGCUACCGCCGGUUAGCAGCGCCACAGAAAGAUCGGCGACUUCCGGUGACACUGUCGCACAUGCGAUAUUUGAAAGACGCCUUAAGAGCGGCCGGCAUAUCAGAGUACGAACAGCUCCUGUACUGGACGACGUUCACAUUCCUGUUCUUCGGCUUCUUCCGUAUUGGAGAAAUAACAGCAGCCGCCGCCAACCGUUUUGACCCACAGCGGAUUUUGUUAUGGGGGGACGUAAUGGAUGCUGGCCACCGCCUAACGGUGCAGCUGAAGGUCACAAAGACGGACCAGACGGGGCAAGGUAGUUCUGUAGCGCUGACGGCGACUGGGCGUUCAGUCUGUCCCGUGCAGGCAUACCGGAAUUACCGUGCUCGCGUUUCCGAGCCUGCGAACGAGCAGCCGCUGUUGCAGCGCGAAGAUGGCAAGUACGUCACGAGGGCAGAUGUGGAGAAAUGCCUCAGCCUCCUCCUCAAGAAUCACCCCGAGAGAGAACGGUUCAACACACACAGUUUUCGUAUCGGCGCGGCAACGACGGCCGCCGCCAAUAACGUGCCUGACCACGCCAUUCAACUGGCCGGACGCUGGCGGAGCAACUGUUACACCCGCUACAUUCGCCACUCCGGGCCACCUGUGACACUGAAUCCCUAUCGGACCGGAUAGAUUGUUUGGGGGCAGUCGGGCGGAAGUGGGGAUACCGGAGACUCGAACCGGUGAGGUCAUCACCUGCACCUUCGAUCUCGUGUAUGCCGCCGCGCCGUCGACCUGUUCUUCCCGCAAACGCCCAACUCUGUCUGCCGUUCGAGUGUACGGAAUUUCCACAAGAAUUUAACUGUACUUAUUUUGCUGAUAUUAUAACAUGGUUCUUUUAUGUAUAAAAGCAUACCGUGAGGCGUGAUAAACGUAAUUUACUUGGAUUGCUUUCAACCCGCCCGGCGUAUAGGCAACUUUCGAGAAAUUACGUCUUUAUAUUUUUAAUUCUUCCUUGAAUUUCUUUCCGAGACUUAAAUUUUUCUAAAAAACCUUGAAGAUCUUUUAAUAACGAACA
Paramacrobiotus metropolitanus is the source of this 2072-nucleotide messenger RNA. RefSeq lists its product as uncharacterized. Bases 305 to 1687 code for a protein of 460 amino acids. The transcript has 2 exons. The record is from RefSeq and is a predicted model, not a curated record. Gene Ontology annotation, biological process: DNA recombination; DNA integration. Lineage: Eukaryota; Metazoa; Tardigrada; Eutardigrada; Parachela; Macrobiotidae. Gene Ontology annotation, molecular function: DNA binding.